Messenger RNA from Moesziomyces antarcticus, 579 nucleotides. RefSeq names its product putative EF-hand protein. The record is from RefSeq and is a predicted model, not a curated record. Bases 1 to 579 code for a protein of 192 amino acids. Gene Ontology annotation, cellular component: mitotic spindle pole body; half bridge of spindle pole body. The transcript is spliced from 2 exons. Gene Ontology annotation, molecular function: microtubule binding; calcium ion binding. NCBI's taxonomy places the organism in Eukaryota, Fungi, Basidiomycota, Ustilaginomycetes, Ustilaginales, Ustilaginaceae. Gene Ontology annotation, biological process: spindle pole body duplication.
AUGUCGCUCUACACCCCCUCCUCCAAGGCUGCCAAACGCAGGGCGGCCAACCUGGGCGCAUCCACCUCGGCUAACAACCACCUCGCCACUCCCACCUCCUCUUCUCGCAAUGCGCAGCACCACCACUUUGACGCCGCGCUCACCGACGAGCAGCGACAGGAGAUCAAGGAGGCCUUCGAACUCUUCGACACCGACAAGGACGGCGCCAUCGACUACCAUGAACUCAAGGUCGCCAUGCGCGCGCUCGGAUUCGACCUCAAGAAGGCAGAGGUGCUCAAGCUCCUCCGCGACCACGACAAGACCAAUUCCGGCCUGCUCGAAUGGGACGACUUUAAUAAGAUCAUGAGCGACAAGAUCGCAGCACGCGAUCCCAUGGACGAGAUCCGCAAGGCCUUUGCGCUCUUUGACGACGACGGCACCGGCAAGAUCUCGCUGCGCAACCUCAAACGCGUCGCAAAGGAACUCGGCGAAUCGCUCGACGACGACGAACUCCAGGCCAUGAUCGACGAAUUCGACCUCGACCAGGACGGCGAGAUCAGCCAGAACGAAUUCAUCCAGAUCAUGAUGGACGACUCCUAG